This is a messenger RNA of Branchiostoma floridae (Florida lancelet), 1877 nucleotides long. RefSeq lists its product as uncharacterized. Bases 1 to 1605 code for a protein of 534 amino acids. The record is from RefSeq and is a predicted model, not a curated record. Gene Ontology annotation, biological process: lipid metabolic process. The transcript has 12 exons. Lineage: Eukaryota; Metazoa; Chordata; Leptocardii; Amphioxiformes; Branchiostomatidae.
AUGUGGCAAUGGGGAAGAGACAAGGCGUCCAGUAUGUGGCAAUGGCGGCCGUGGAGCGCUGACAAACCUAAGCCGCAGCUUCCUGAAGUCAGUGGAUCUGACUACUCUAGUGUUGAGUAUCCAUUCGAGAAUCUGGUACUAAAAGGUGGAGGGGCGAAAGGAAUCGCAUACAUCGGAGCUUGUAAGGUACUGGAUGAGGCUGGAAUUUUGCCGAACAUCAAGCGGUUUGCAGGGACCAGCGCAGGUGCAAUCACUGCAACCCUACUGGCCAUCGGGAUGAGUCCACAGGAGAUGCUGGAAGUGCUCAGCGAGAAGAACCUGAUUGACCUCUUGGAUCCACCAAGCGCAUGGUUGGAACCCACGAAAUGGCUUUACCACAUUCCUGGUGUGCCAGACUGGCUGACGGUGGACUUGUUGCCAAAGGCCAUCGCAGCGUGGACAAAGAGAGGCAUGCACAGAGGGAAUGAUUUUUAUGACUGGUUCGGUGUCAUCUUAGAAGAGCACCUCAAACGACUUUAUCCGGAUGAGAAACGAAUGGACAGAGACAUCACGUUCGACAGACUCUACCGUGCGACAGGGAAGGAGCUGUGCAUCGUGGCUUACAACAUGAUCCUCGGUUGUGAAACCUAUUUCCAUGUGAAAACUACACCUAUGGUAAAGAUCCGGGAUGCAGUCCGCAUGUCCAUGUCCAUUCCAGUCGCCUUCCAGCCGUUUGAGGGGUACGGGUUCCCCAAAUUCACCUUUAUCGACGGUGGACUGGCGGCCAACUAUCCAAUCUGGGCAUUUGACGGGUGGUACCUGUCCAUGGACGAAGCAGACACCUUCAAGCAAAGACUGGCGUCGGUUCAACAACGUAAUGAGGAAAAUAAGGAAAAGAUUCGUAGGAUGUUCGAACCGCAAUACAGGAGGAAGGAGCGUUUCAACACAAGGAAUGACAAGACUCUGGGAAUUGUAUUGUUCUCCAGAAAGGACCCUGAAUUGUACCAGGAACGGUUUAAGAGUCGUUUAAGAAAAUUGGAAGAAAAGGAACAUCCGACGCCCAAGACCGAGCUAUACGAGGAGUACAAGAAGGAGAUGACCAAGCAGGAAGAGGUACGAAAAACGACUGAACAACUUUUAAAUGAACUAGUUGGCGAUCAGAUCAAAGGACUAAAGAAAUGUAUUGAAGAUGGCGACGAAGAAGGAGCGUGGAAGCACUUCGACAAGAUUUUCAGCCGGAAACACCUUGACAUUCUGAACGUAAAGACACAGGAAGAGGCCAUCGAGAUGUUGUUGAUGGAUGAUGAUCGCAAACUGACAACAGAAAUGCUGAAGAAAAUUGACGAGAACGUUGGUCCUCUGCAACUGGUCAAGGGCAGAUUGAGGCAUAGGCAUGUGUCAAAACCAAGCGACUACUACAGCACCAUGCUCGAGUUCGUCGGACACAACAGCGGAAUUGAAGAGGAGGAUGUCGAUAGGUCAAUGGCCAUCGACGUGGACUAUGUGGGCACCAUGGAUUUUGACAUGGCACCUAAAGAUAUGGAGUUCCUCAUGAGGCAAGGAGCAGUGGCGACCGUUGCCUUUCUGGAGGAAAGGAAGAGGGAGAAAAAGGACGAGGAAAAGUAGGAGGGUGAGAUGUAGGGUGAGAAGUAGGAUGACAAGAAAUAUGAGAACGAGGAUGAUGAGAAAUAUGAGGAGGAUGAGAAGAAAGAUGAGAAGGAGGGUGAGAUGUAUGGUGAGAAGUAGGAUGGGAAGAAAGAUGAAAAGUAGGAGGAGAAGUACGAUGAGAAGUAGGAAGAGAUUUAGGAUGAGAAGUAGGAAGCUUAAGAGACGUAGAAUAGGACGGAAUAAUAAGAAUUAGAAUGAAAAGUAGGGUAAGAAGAAGGAAGAGAUGUAGG